Molecule: messenger RNA, 888 nt
Organism: Kwoniella mangroviensis CBS 8507
Lineage: Eukaryota; Fungi; Basidiomycota; Tremellomycetes; Tremellales; Cryptococcaceae
Exons: 5
Coding region: 1-888 (295 amino acids)
Source: RefSeq, a predicted model, not a curated record
AUGGAUGUAUACCAAGCUCGCUCCAAAAGAGCUAGAUCACAGUCCUCUUCUUCCUCUUCUUCCGGCUCUUCUUCCUCUCGAGGUGAAUUAAAAUCAACGUACCAAACGCCUUCACCUCCUCCACCGAAAUUUCAUAAAGGUCACUCAUCAUUCAAUGAAGAGACUAAACCGUUUCUAUGCAUGUUACCUCCAACAUGUUCUCAGCCGGGUACGUCGACGUCAUACUCUAGUCAAGAAGAGCUGGAUAGACAUCAAAAUACGUUCCAUAAGUGGAUAUGUCAUGUUCCGAUACGCGAUAGGGAAUUCGCUUCGCCAGAUGAGCAGGUGCCAGAAGGUUUUAUAGGUGGAAGGAUGAAUAAAGGGAAAAGGAAGAAAGAGUGUUUAAAAGUUUUUCCUGAUGAGAGAUUAUUGGAAAUACAUCAUACGGAAGUGCAUGAUCCCAUAACUAGACAGAAGAAGGAUAAUGGACAAAGAAUCUUUGAAUGUUUCCUUGACCCCAGUCAGUGCGGUAGGAAAUUCAAAGAUCCGAAGAAGCGGAGAAGACAUAUGGUAGAUAAGCAUCACUACCCUUCAAACUAUUUCUUCGGUAUAACCAAUCAUGGUAUCAACGCAAUCGUCCAGGAAGAUGGUCUAGCGAUGAGUCUCAUACGACCUCGACGUGAUCCAACUUCAUAUACAGACACAUCACAAAACCAUCCGAAUGGUCACACAGCGUCCACGUCGCUCGAUAAUGACCAUCAUUCCAUCACAAGGGAUGACAAAGCACAAGAAGUCGAUAUGGAUGAUCUCACUUCAAUCAUGGAGAGUAGCUUGACCUUCAUCCCUAGAGGCGUAAGGAAGGCUGCUAAAGCUAAAGAGAAAAUUAUGGAGGUAGAAACGGGCGCUUGA